AACUAGAUUAUGAAGAAAAAAAAAUUCAAUUAUUUUUGCUAUGAAAUCUAUUGUUUUUAGGAUAUAUUUGAUUUCAUUGAAAACUCGCCACAUGGAGUUAUUUUAUUUACAUUUGGUUCAACUAUUGCAAUGUCUUCAGUACCAAGCAAUAUUUUAAGCGCAUUUAAAGAAGCAUUUGCUGAACUUCCACAAAGAGUUUUAUUAAAAUACGAAGGCGAAAUGAAAGAUAAACCUAAAAAUGUCAUGACACGAAAAUGGUUUCCUCAACGAGAUGUUCUUUUACACAAAAAUGUUAAGCUCUUCGUCAGUCAUGGUGGAAUAUCUGGAUUAUAUGAAGCAGUAGACGCUGGAAUUCCAGUCUUAGGAUUUCCAUUAUUCGGUGAUCAGUAUAGAAACAUAGAUAAUUUAGUUGAGGCAGGUAUGGCUAUAUCUAUGGAAUUAUAUUCAAUAACUAAAGACAAUUUUUUAAAAAAUGUAUUAGAUCUUGUGGACAACAAAAAAUACAUUAACAAUGCCAAAAUUGCUUCAGAAAUAUUCAAAGACCGACCAAUGUCACCAGAAAAGUCUGUCGUUUACUGGACAGAAUAUAUUAUUCGUCACAAAGGAGCACCACACCUAAAAUCUCAAGCUCUUAAUUUAACGUGGUAUCAAUACUUUUUAUUAGAUAUAAUUACUGUACUUCUUAUGUUUAUUUUCAUUUCURUACUAAUUGUUCUAAAACUACUUAAAUGUAUUCGUACAAUUUUCACAAAUAUAUGUUCAUCAUUCUCUAAAAUAAAAUGUGAUUGAUGAAUUUUAUAGUUACCUAU
Molecule: messenger RNA, 809 nt
Organism: Diuraphis noxia (Russian wheat aphid)
Lineage: Eukaryota; Metazoa; Arthropoda; Insecta; Hemiptera; Aphididae
Product: UDP-glucosyltransferase 2-like
Molecular function (GO): UDP-glycosyltransferase activity
Source: RefSeq, a predicted model, not a curated record